Messenger RNA from Schistosoma guineensis, 1975 nucleotides. The record is from the annotation of a GenBank genome assembly. NCBI's taxonomy places the organism in Eukaryota, Metazoa, Platyhelminthes, Trematoda, Strigeidida, Schistosomatidae.
UUCACUUUCAGAUUUUGAGUUUUCUAAAUUUAUCACAGAAUUAUUAAGAAUCAAUAUUAUAAUGACAUCUUCGUCAAUGUCAGUAUUUACCUUAAGUUAUCUUGGACAUUCUACUAUUCAAAAAUCUAAUGAUUGUGAACUGGAAACAAUUUAUGAAUUAUUGAUUGAUUAUUAUUUGAAAUUUCUUCGACAAAUAUCGUCUUCAAAACUGACUGCAUCAUCUGUAUCACCAAAUAAUCACAAACCUGUUUUAUCUUAUAAAACAGUAAUGACAGAAAAUUAUGACAGUGUAAUAUUAGCCAUUGGAAAUGGUCAUAUUCUUAUCAAAUCAUUAGAUUACAAAGGAAAUAAAAAAAAGGAUGACAAAUCGAAAAAUUCGUCAGUAUUAUCGUCGUUAUCAUCACAAAUGGAUGAAGAUUUUUCGGCGUAUCAAUUGAUCUAUUUUAACUGUUAUUACUUUGAAGUCGUAACACCUGUUGGGAGUAAUAUUAGUCAUAAUAGUGCUCACACUGGUAACAAUAAUAAGAAUCGUGAUCACUGUUACGCUUAUUUUCGUCGAAUAAUCGAUACACGUCGUUGUAUCCCUGAGGAUGCAUUGAUCAAGUUAGAUAAUCAAAUAACAAGUUGGUUAUUACGUUAUCGCACAGUAUUACGUCCGCCAUUGAUUUAUUUUAUGGUCCCUCGUUUAUCAGCGAACGGUGAGAAUUGUUUAACUUGUUAUGUAUUUCUAGCGGAAAACAUACAAAUCGGUUUAAAUGUUUUACGUUGCUUUUCGGAAUUGCGAAAAUCAUCUCCAGAGACAAAUAUUUUACCGAGAACAUUGUGUAAAUGUGAUGCUUUAAAACCGAUUAAGAGUGGGGUAAUUCAUUAUCAAUCAAAAAAGCUGAAUGAUAAAUUAAAUACAAAUAAGUACGAGAAUUCUCAAGCAAACUAUUUAAAUGUUACAGAACAGAAACAUUGUGAAUGUUGUCAGCAUAAUCUAAAGUGUAAAGAAUCUCCUUUAUUAUCAGAGAGAGCAACUAGAUCACAUAUUGACCUGUUACAACGAUUAAAUUAUCCAUCUACAUCAGAACCAUCUAUGAAUGUUGUGUGUCCACAAUGCAAUUUAAAAUAUUAUCCAGUUCAUUCUAAUCUAUGUGAAAAGCACCGAUCAAAGAUAAUCCAAAUGAAGCUUGGUAUUGAAGCAAUGGAUUACUACUAUAAUAACCAUUCACAAUAUCAACAAAAACGUAUCACUAAUUCCGAAAUUUCGAAACCAAAUAAUCGUAGAAGAGAUUAUUCAGCUCCAACACAACUAGAGCAUCGAGUGAAUCAUACACAUAUUGAUCCAUACGGUCAAGAAUGCCCACUUUGUCAGGUUAAUGCCAACAGUGAUUUUAGCACAUCUGAACAUACUGGAAGACCGUGUUGUCGAUAUAAAAUUAACGAGCGUACACGAUCAAGUAAUAGAACUCGUCAAUCUUGUUCAGCACCACGUUAUUUUAUCUCAAAAUUAAGAGAUAAUCCAAAAUACUGUCAUGCUCAUUUAGGUGGAUCGUUAGAAUUGUUGCCUUAAAUGAAACAUAAUAUUUAAUAUUGAAUUAUGCCUAUCCAUCUCUGAAUUUUGUGUGAUUGAAAAAAAAACCAUUAUUCGCUUUUAUCAAGCAUAUCCUCUUAUUUUCAAAUUUUUACUGUAUAAUAAGUUGUAGAUAGUACUCUAUCACAUUUCACUAUUGUUUUAAUAAAAUGAGGUAUAACAAAUUUUGUAUUGCGCUAAUUUUAAAUACAGAUUGCGUAUACGUAUAAAUGUUAUUCGAAUAGUUUUCAUACCCUAUUAACAUGGUGUAACAUUUUCUUUGACGUAGUCAAAUUUUCGUUUUAUUGUUUGACCUUAUUAGGAUAUUAAGUCUCUCUAUUACACUGUUAUUUGUUAUGAUGAUAUCUGUACUGCAUAUUAUUUGUUGUUUAGAUAAAAUUGUAUUACAUUCACUCCUCA